AUGAGACCCACACAGCAGGCGCCAAAGGAGGCCAACACUGUUUUCUCCAAUAAGGAGAACUCGGCCCCGACACCUCGCAAGUCACACAAGAAUGACGACCAGGCCGCUUUGAUGGAGCUGCGAGCCCGCCGAGAAGCAAAGUCUAAGAACCCAAGGCUCCCGAACUGGGCUAAGGAAGCAGUUGCGAGCCAAGGACGUUCUACCCCUUCAACUUCUGCAUCACCAGCACCAGCAGCUGCACCUGUUCGACGUGCAAAGAACCCGUUCCAAUAG
This is a messenger RNA of Pestalotiopsis fici W106-1, 273 nucleotides long. RefSeq lists its product as uncharacterized. The coding region runs from base 1 to 273 and encodes 90 amino acids. The record is from RefSeq and is a predicted model, not a curated record. NCBI's taxonomy places the organism in Eukaryota, Fungi, Ascomycota, Sordariomycetes, Amphisphaeriales, Sporocadaceae. The transcript has a single exon.